Messenger RNA from Pseudozyma hubeiensis SY62, 669 nucleotides. RefSeq lists its product as hypothetical. Bases 1 to 669 code for a protein of 222 amino acids. The record is from RefSeq and is a predicted model, not a curated record. Lineage: Eukaryota; Fungi; Basidiomycota; Ustilaginomycetes; Ustilaginales; Ustilaginaceae. The transcript has a single exon.
AUGCAAUUCGCUCACUUGCUCAGCGUCCUCUCUCUCACCCUCACCCUUUCCCACCUCGCGGUCGCCACCGCCAUCCCUCCAACCUCGUCUGGCUCUGACUCCAAGUUCGUCAAACGGGGCAACCAUGUCCACUACCACAACGGCGGCUCGUCCUCCGGCGGUGGUGGCAUGUUUGGCAACAGCAAAGGCUCGAUGGCCAAGACCAUCAUCGGCGGCACCGCUCUAGCCGGAGGAGCUGGGUUCGCCGCUACGGCUGGCUCGAUCGGUGCCCACCGGCUAUUCGAUCAGAAAGACGACGACCAGGAGGGAGGAGGUAGGAAAGGGGGAGCGCAGCAGGGUCAGACGGGAGCUGCGGGUUGGCAGCAGCAGAUGCCUGGCCAGGACCAGGUGCAGGUGUAUCCCAAGGGAGACAAUAGGGCGCUUGGUGCUGGGACGGGCGGUGAGCGAAUGAGGAAGUUGGUCGUGCCGGUGGCGCUGCUCAUGUCGGAUGGAAGUUAUCGGGCGUUGAGCGAGGAGCAGCAGUAUGAGUUGGAAGGUGGAGAGCGCGGGAUGCAGGAGGAGCAGCAGGAGCCGCCAAGGUACUCGCCUCAGAUGGGUGGCGCUGGUCAGGGUCAACCCGGUGCAGCUGGAGGUGGUGGGUUCGUGUUCCCUGACCAGGGCGCAAAGUAG